GAACAUGUUUCCAGCCAAUCUUGUUGAGGCCACAUUCAAGCAGUAUCGCACGAGGAGUAUUCCCAUCAUUAAAUCUAACAAAGCAUCAUCUGAAAGCACCACUCGUCGCAUUAUAAUAUAUGGAGUCCAGGAUGAGAAUGGAUCCAAUGUCCAGAAUUUUGCCUUGGAUAUCACUCCUCCCCCUGAAGUGAUUUACAAAUCAGAACCAGGCGCUAGUGACGGCAUGAAUGUGCUAGGGAUUGUGAUAUUCUCUGCCACAAUGGGUAUAAUGUUGGGAAGAAUGGGGAACAGUGGCGUUCCUUUGGUCAGCUUUUGCCAGUGUUUAAAUGAAUCUGUCAUGAAGAUAGUGGCAGUUGCUGUUUGGUAUUUUCCAUUCGGAAUUGUCUUCCUAAUUGCUGGUAAAAUCUUAGAAAUGGAUGACCCUUCAGCCAUUGGGAAGAAACUGGGUUUCUAUGCCAUUACGGUGGUUUGCGGCCUUGUGGUGCAUGGGCUGUUUAUUCUGCCAAUGAUGUACUUCUUUAUCACCAAGAAGAAUCCCAUUGUCUUCAUCAGAGGGAUUCUUCAAGCCUUGCUCAUUGCUCUAGCCACGUCCUCCAGCUCAGCCACACUGCCUAUCACUUUCAAGUGCUUGUUGGAGAAUAACCAUGUGGACAGGAGGAUUGCAAGGUUUGUGCUGCCUGUGGGAGCCACCAUCAACAUGGAUGGGACGGCGCUCUAUGAGGCGGUGGCGGCCAUCUUUAUUGCACAAGUAAACAACUAUGAGCUGGACUUUGGGCAGAUUAUUACUAUAAGUAUCACAGCAACAGCUGCCAGCAUAGGUGCUGCAGGUAUCCCGCAAGCUGGCCUGGUGACAAUGGUCAUUGUUCUGACCUCGGUUGGGCUCCCAACAGAUGACAUCACGUUGAUUAUUGCUGUUGACUGGGCACUAGACAGGUUUAGAACAAUGAUCAACGUCCUAGGAGAUGCGCUGGCUGCUGGGAUCAUGGCCCACAUCUGCCGGAAGGAGUUUGUCAAGGACGGAGACGAGGUGCCAUUGAUCUGUGAAACUAAGCCUAUUAACGUCCAUCAGAUUGUGGCUUACCAGAGAAAUGGCUGUGUGAAGACCAUGAAUGAAUCUCGUGGACCAGAAACAGUGAAAGGGUUUCAGCACCACAUACCUGUACAACUGGAGCAAGAAGAAAGUCCAGUGGAGAAUCACACUAAGAAAUCCAACAGUAAAGACCACUGCACUAUUGAAAUAAAUGAACUAGAAACAAAUGUGUGA
Messenger RNA from Leptosomus discolor (cuckoo roller), 1264 nucleotides. Lineage: Eukaryota; Metazoa; Chordata; Aves; Leptosomiformes; Leptosomidae. The record is from RefSeq and is a predicted model, not a curated record.